Molecule: messenger RNA, 1537 nt
Organism: Macrobrachium nipponense
Lineage: Eukaryota; Metazoa; Arthropoda; Malacostraca; Decapoda; Palaemonidae
Product: clotting factor G beta subunit-like
Exons: 7
Coding region: 95-1480 (461 amino acids)
Biological process (GO): proteolysis
Molecular function (GO): serine-type endopeptidase activity
Source: RefSeq, a predicted model, not a curated record
UCAAUACUCAGUUCUCGACUUGCUUCAAGACAGGAAGGAGUUGGGUAGUUUUGUAUCAUUGAGUGGAACGCCGCCGGCCAUAACGCCCGACGUGAUGGCAAAACAGCAUCCCACAGAAGAAGAGCAAGUUGAGUUCAAUGUGCCAACUACAAAACCACCAACGACUACAACAGUUAUAACCCAUGACCCACCAUUUAUUACAGUGCCUCCGACUACACCAUUUACUACACCAUUUACUACAACAACUUCAACAGUUAAAACCACCUUUAUAACUCAUGACCCACUAUUUAGUACACCAUUUACUACAACAACUUCAACAGUUAAAACCACCUUUAUAACUCAUGAUCCACCAUUUGUUACAACACCACCAACCACACAUAAUGGCACAACAACUGGAGCAAAUUCUACUACAAGACCUUCAACAUCUUCAAAUACAAGUGUACCCGGGACCAACAUUACUACAAACGCUUCAAUAACAGCACCUAAUGCAACUACUACAGCUAGAACCAAUGCAACCACAUCUGCGUAUUCAGCAAAUGUUACCACAAAUUCUUCAACCGCACUCAAUGCAACAACUACAGUCGGAGCCAACUCAACCACAUCAACGCCCUCAUCAAAUGCAACUUCAGUCGCAAAUGGUACAAGUGUUCCUGUAAUCAAAAGGCUCUUCUGUGAUGAGGAGUGUGGUAGAUCUACCGUCACAGUGCCAAGGAUCGUGGGUGGGCAAGACGCAACUUUGAACGAGUAUCCUUGGAUGGUUAAUCUGAAUAUAGACGCUAAUGGCUUCGUUUCUCCUGCGACCUGCGGCGCGUCCAUCAUCAAGAAGUCAUGGAUAUUAACAGCGGCGCACUGCGUUGUUGAUCCUAAUACAAUGACCUUGUUCAGAAACUUGACAGUUGAAGCCACCUUUGCCGAGUAUGACGUCAGCAACGAUACAGAAACUGCCAGCUUUACGGUUGCCCCAAAAUACGUCUUCGUUCACCCCCAAUAUAAAAAAGGACUUAAUGCCCAAGAUUCAGAGGACAAUGACAUCGCCCUUUUGUACUUGGAUGGAAAUCUUACAUUCGGAACUACCGUCAAACCUCUCUGUAUGCCAAGACCUGAAGACUAUGUAGCGGAAAAACAAGUUGUGGCUACUGGAUGGGGGACGACCUCUCACAAUGGACAAACCUCCAACACACUCAAGGAGGUGGCUUUGAACCUGAAAUCUCCACAAAACUGUACGACUCUCAAUCAGAAUGCUCCUGAAACCUACAUUAUAACCGACAACAUGAUAUGCGCACUUGGCAACAACAAAGAUACCUGUCAGGGUGACAGCGGAGGACCCCUAAUCACUCAGUCUGACGACGGGCGAUGGGUCCAGCUUGGGGUCGUCAGCUUUGGAUACAGGUGCGCCGAACCAAACGUUCCAGGUUUCUAUACGAAACUCAGCAACUAUGUAAACUGGAUCGAAAACGUGACUCUGUCGAGCGGUUGUUAAAUGGCUAACUUUCUUUUAAAUUUUUGCGUGUGUGCUUAAUGUUGGUCUUCCAUUAAU